This is a messenger RNA of Camellia sinensis, 468 nucleotides long. The record is from RefSeq and is a predicted model, not a curated record. NCBI's taxonomy places the organism in Eukaryota, Viridiplantae, Streptophyta, Magnoliopsida, Ericales, Theaceae.
AUGAGCAUAAAUUCUUGGAGGAAGAGGACUGGUGACAUGUUUCCGGGUAGGAUACUGCAUUAUUAUUCCCAAAUGGGCCCAAGUCCCUUUGUUAAUGGGGUUCUCCAUUGGAUGGCAUGUAGAGGCAGGGAGAUGGAAGAAUUGGUGAUUAUGUCGUUCCAAUUGGCGGAUGAGAUAUUUGGGGAAAUUAUCGUGCCUUCUUUCGAUGGACAUUGCACUGCCAUUUUGGCGUUCCAACACUCGAUUGCCUUAGUUGUCCAGGAUCCAGCUACAACAAAAUGGGACAUAUGGGUUAUGAAGGAAGAUGGUGCUGUGAACUCUUGGGCUAAACAGCAUAGUUUAAGGAACGCAAUUGGAUUUCCUUCUGGAUCCAUGAAGAAUGGUGAAAUUCCUAUUGAAAGACGAACAGGCAAUUUGGUUUCCUAUGACCCUAAAACCCAAUUUCAUAGGGACCUUAAAUUGCCAUGA